AAAGGAGGGACUUCAAGCCAUAGCCAACCGACGCUGAAGGCUGAAUCGUUCUGGUAGUCCAACGCGUGCGGGGGAGGAGGCUUCUUCCGGCCGGCUGCGGGCUACCUGCGUACGUUGAAGGACACAACCCGCCGAAUUGGUGUCUUCUGCAAGAUUGAAAUCAUGGCAGGUCCAGAAGCUGAUGCCCAAUUCCAUUUCACUGGUAUCAAAAAAUAUUUCAACUCUUACACUCUCACAGGUAGAAUGAAUUGUGUACUGGCCACAUAUGGAGGCAUUGCUUUGAUGAUCUUAUACUUCAAGUUAAGAUCUAAAAAAACACCAGCUGUGAAAGCAACAUAAACAGAUUUUAACUUGUACCUCAUCUGUUAAGUUCCCAUGCCUGGAGAAGCUUUUGUCAGCUCAUCAUGUGAUAUUCAAUUUGUACAAUAAAUUAUGAACCUGGAAAA
Messenger RNA from Mustela erminea (ermine), 446 nucleotides. RefSeq names its product ATP synthase membrane subunit DAPIT (gene ATP5MK). The record is from RefSeq and is a predicted model, not a curated record. Lineage: Eukaryota; Metazoa; Chordata; Mammalia; Carnivora; Mustelidae. The coding region runs from base 163 to 339 and encodes 58 amino acids. The transcript has 4 exons.